AUGAGCAUGGACGCAGGCGGUCUUGCUCAAAUGACCUACAACAACUUCCAGUCCGGAGGCCUCGGUAUGCCUACCGGUGGGUUUGGAUCCCGCGGUAAGGGUGCUUCGCUCAAGCGCCUGAGCGUUGCCUCUCCCCCAAAGGUCGCGUCCAUCGCCGAAAACUCUGCGGAGGUGGCAACUCCCCGCACCAGCCGCUCUCAUCUCCUUGCUGGUCUGCGUACUGCCCCGAAGACGCCUACAUCUGCCCAGCCUCCUGCGUCGGCCCCAUACGGUCAGCGUCAGCACAAUAUGGGUGCUCGCCAGGGCUAUAACGGAGCCCAGGGCAUGCCGCAGACUGCCGUGGGCGCUGGUUUCACCAGUGCGCCCCAGUACAACCAGCAGCAGCAGCAGCAUAUGAUGUAUGACCAGGUCCUGGCACCUCCCUCGCUCCAGUUCGAAGACGGUGAAAUCGACCCCAACAUCGCUGCCCAGCUUCUCGCUACUGAGAUCUACCUGGCCCAGCGCCAGCAGCAGCUCCAGCAGCAGCUUCUCAACCUCACUGCUCAGCAGUUUGGCAACUUGAACCUGGGCGGUGGUAUGCGUCAACAGUCGUUCCCCAACACGCCCUACACUCCGUACGGCCAACAGUCCCAGAAUGCCUUGAUUCAGGAGACUGGCCAGCCCGGUGUUUACCUGGUCUACAACCAGUUGACCGGCCAGUACCAGUACGUGGUGGAUCCUGCUCUGCAGGAGAUGGCAGAGCUCCAAGCUGCCGGUCUUUCCAACUCUCCGCCUCCACCUACUCCUGGUUAUGCGCCAUCUCCGCCAAAGUCGAACACACCGACCGUCCAGGUGUCGCCUCCCCACGAGUCCAACCCAAGCCCUUGGGCCUCGCGCAGCUCUUCUCCGCCGAAGAAAUCGAACACGCCGCCCCAGAACUUCGACCCGCUUCCGCCGCCAUCUGCUAACGCUUUCCGCCGUGGCCACAAGAAGACUCUUUCUUCGCUUGCUUUGGAUGGGAAGACUGAUAUUGAGGGUCCCAAGUCUGCUUUUACUCGCCCCGUCGGGUUCCCUGCUACCCCGAACACCGGUACUUUCGGUCCCGGCCAAGCGCGUGCUGGAGAGCACCCAAUCCGUCAGCCCCGUGGACCGCCUUCCAUUGACGAAUUGAAGGAGAAGCCUACCACCAAGCACGAGGGUAGCAAGAACUUUGCUGCUCGUCAACGCCGACAGGCUGUGAGCAACCUCGUCCGCGCCGGAGUGGGACGCCGCACCCAGCGUCCCGAUAGCGCCGGUAGCGCCAGCCCAGUGAGCGAGACGGAGAUGUCUUUCCAAUCGUCCGACAACGACACCGACAGCGUCCGAAGUGCCGGCAGCGGCAGCCUUUCUGGCAAGCAGAGCAUCGGCAGUCUGCGUGCAGCUGCUAACGGUGCUAUUGGCUCCGAGAGGAAGGCGUCCAAGGAGCGUUCCCGGGACCGCACUGGUGACCGAUCAUACACUGCCAACAGCAUCAGCAGUGAUGAGGGCGCUGGCAUCGGCGGUGGCUUGGUUGAGAUUCGAGCUGAAGAGCAAAGGCAGCGCAUGCCCAAGCUUGUUCUCACUUCCGCUGAGAAGCGCAAGAGCUCGAUGUUCUAG
This is a messenger RNA of Didymosphaeria variabile, 1614 nucleotides long. RefSeq lists its product as uncharacterized. The coding region runs from base 1 to 1614 and encodes 537 amino acids. The transcript has a single exon. The record is from RefSeq and is a predicted model, not a curated record. Lineage: Eukaryota; Fungi; Ascomycota; Dothideomycetes; Pleosporales; Didymosphaeriaceae.